UCUCUGCAUUUUCGUGUGCUCUUCGUACUCCAGCUAAAGACACCUUCUCCGCGCCUAUACUGUAGUGUACUCCGCCUCCAGUUCUCUUAGCAAAGUGGUAAUCUCGUCCAUAAUCUUCUCGCUAAAAGCUUGAUCGCUCUCUCCAAUGAGCAUGCACCAUCUUCUUCUCUUCGUUUCCUUGGACGCCUCCUCCGUUGCCAUCUGCACACUCUUUCUCACGAAAAAUGCGCUCGUGCUGCUCUUGCUUGGUCACCCUUGUCCCGCUCGUCUACAAGCUUUCGUUGUGCCAGAUAGUCUAGCUAAUGAGAAGAAUCACUCGAUCUUGCGAUGAGAGAAAUGCGAUUGCACCUUGAACAAACCGGAUGAAGACCUCGUGAAGAGGCGUCUGUCUUU
Molecule: messenger RNA, 393 nt
Organism: Ceraceosorus bombacis
Lineage: Eukaryota; Fungi; Basidiomycota; Exobasidiomycetes; Ceraceosorales; Ceraceosoraceae
Source: the annotation of a GenBank genome assembly